UACACUGACUCUUCUUACCGCGUACUUUAGCGUUUCCGCCAUUGUUUAAUAGCAGGUGCCCCUGCAUCAAUUUUUUAAUCCACUGCAUCGGCCGUCAUUUAAAGCAGCCAAAAUGACGGUGGGUAGGAGUUCGAAGAUGCUGCAGCACAUCAACUACAGGAUGCGAUGCACCCUGCAGGAUAGCCGCACAUUUAUUGGAACAUUCAAAGCAUUUGACAAACACAUGAAUCUCAUCCUCGGAGAUUGCGACGAGUUCAGGAAAGUAAAGCCAAAGAGCAGUAAAAGUGGUGAGAAGGAGGAGAAGAGGGUUCUAGGUCUGGUGUUACUGCGAGGGGAACACCUGGUCUCCAUGACUGUAGAGGGACCACCUCCAGCUGAGGAAGGUAUUGCUCGAGUGCCCCUCUCUGGUGCUGGACCAGGCGCUGGUAUUGGUCGGGCAGCAGGACGUGGAAUGGGUGGAGGACCUCACCAGGGUCUACAGGGUCCAGUCAGAGGCGUUGGCGGGCCUGGCUCACAGAUGAUGAACCCUAACCGCAGCACAAUGUCUGCACCACCACAAAUGAGAGGUCCCCCAGGGCGAGGGGGUCCACCACCAGGCAUGAUGGGUAUGCGAGGACCACCGAUGGGAGGACGAGGUGGGCCAGGUAUGAGAGGACCACCUCCUGGUAUGAUGAGGGGACCGCCCCCAGGAAUGAGAAGGUAGAAGAGACAAGCAGAUUGGGACGUAUAACACAUCCAUGUCUUUCAAUAUUGUUUGUCAUACAGAGACUGUGCAAGAACAAAGUUUGUGAAAAAUCUAGAUGUUAUGUAAGAUCUAACAGAAUCAUAGUGAACAGAGACAAAUGACAUUAUCUGAACACGGUCAUCGAGGAAGUUUGAUCAACUGACGAGUGUUAUCACAUUUUGGGAUCCAAUAUGUGAUCCACAAUCCAUUGAAAGGAUUAUUUCCUUUUACAUCUAUCAUUUGUAUUGUAAGAUAUUCUAGGUGACCAUUUCAUGUGAGAGAGUGAGGGGAAUUGUGUUGGAGAAUGAAAGCUGAUUGUGUGCGAGAGAGAUGUUGACCACUUUUUCAUUGACCAAUGCAGUGGUCGGUUUCAUUUUUUUAGAUGGAGAGAAAGUUUGCUGUUUCAUCAAUUGUGGUCAAGUGAAUAAAUGAAAGAAAUUAAA
Molecule: messenger RNA, 1167 nt
Organism: Mizuhopecten yessoensis (Yesso scallop)
Lineage: Eukaryota; Metazoa; Mollusca; Bivalvia; Pectinida; Pectinidae
Product: small nuclear ribonucleoprotein-associated protein B'-like
Exons: 5
Coding region: 113-703 (196 amino acids)
Biological process (GO): mRNA splicing, via spliceosome
Cellular component (GO): U2 snRNP; cytoplasm; U2-type prespliceosome
Molecular function (GO): RNA binding
Source: RefSeq, a predicted model, not a curated record